UAGCUCUGUUUGGCAUUAUUAUUUUUAAAUAUUGAUUUUAAACGUCAGACGCUACUUUUAGUAAAUAUGUAUUGAAAAUUUUUGCAUGAACUAUCUUAUGUCUACUGUAUUGCUAUUCUAUAAUACUAAAUGUAGUAUGAAAUAGUGUAUCCAAAAUGGAAAACAGUUGGAUAAAUUGGUGUAGAUUGUGUGCCAGCGAACAAACUAGCUGGAAUUUAGAGUCUCUCGAUGAGCUGAAUAAAAUUAUAGUGAGACAUCUUAACUUUUCGUUACAGGAAAUAUCAAAUGCGGCUAGUAGCGUUUGCAAUGAAUGCUAUAGUUUUGUUUAUAAGCUGGACAGCUUCCGGAAACGCUAUCAACAAACACAUAGAAUGCUUCUGGAACUGUACUCAAUGAAAGACACUGACUUAUCUGAGAUUAAACUUGGGGAAACGCGAUUUCGGUUUUUGGAAGAUUCCACGGAACCUAUGGUUAAAGAGGAAGACGUUUUCCCUGAAACUGUUGCCUGGGCUGCCGAUGCGUGCCUUGGCACAAGCGCUCCAGAGGAAGACACUGAAUUUAUCUUUACAGCUAAAGAUGAAGUAAAACUUGACGUGAUAAAGAGAAAAAAAAAAAGUAGAGUUUCCAGUGAUUCAAAAAUCGAUCGCUUAUCCGAUAAUGAAUCAUCAGAAGGCCGAUUAUCUCCUGCUUUUUCAACCCAAGAAGAUUCAGCGGAUGACGUAUCGGAUUUCAAUCCUGAUUUUGAGAUUGAUGACAAACCUGCAAAAGCUUACAAGCGAAAAACGCGGCCGAAGUCAAAAACCUCGCCGGAGAAGAAAAGAGUUCCCAAACCACGACCAAAAUGUGAACCAUGUGACAGUGAAUUUCGUCAUCGAUCCGCCUACUUGCAACAUCUUGAAACAAAGCAUUCUCAAUCGGAAGAGCUGUUGUUUCCUUGUGCUUCCUGUCCGAAGCGAUUUGCUUCAGCUAGGCGACAAAAGGAGCACGCAGAAACCCAUUUACCGCCGGAGCUGAAAAUGAUUCAUCCCUGUCGGUUUUGUGAUAAAAAGUUCAGUAAAAUGACAAGUGUUGUAACGCACAUAAAGGCAAUUCAUGCCGGCGAGCGACCGUACAUUUGCGAGGAAUGUGGAAAGGAUUUCUCUACUAAAGGAUGGCUGAAGGAACAUCAAACAUCUCACAGUGACGAACGGCACUUCCUAUGCCCUCAAUGCCCGAAAGCAUUUAAAAAUAUGCCGGCUUUGAAGAUACAUAUAGAUACUCAUUCUGAUACGCAAUACGUCUGCCCGCAGUGCGGUCUACGUUUGAAUACGAAGCGAACCCUAAGACGGCACAUGGUUGUGCACUCCGAUCAGAAAAGAUUCAAAUGCCAGUACUGUGGCAACGAGUUCAAACGCUCGAAGACACUGAAGAACCACUUGAUGCUGCACACUGGCUACCGGCCAUACAAAUGUCCUUUUUGCGAAAAAUCAUUCGCAAGCGGUCCUAACUGUCGUCAGCACAAAAAGAGCGCCCACCCGGAAGAACUGGCUGCACUGGAAGCUUCCGGGCAUGAAAUUUGGGCUUCCAACGUACCGAAGUUGGAACAGUUGCAGCCGAAAAACCCCGCUAUUACAGACUAACAAAUUGAGUAAAAUAAAAAAAAAACGGUACUAUAAACAA
Wyeomyia smithii (pitcher-plant mosquito) is the source of this 1659-nucleotide messenger RNA. RefSeq names its product zinc finger and BTB domain-containing protein 17-like. The transcript is spliced from 5 exons. Gene Ontology annotation, molecular function: DNA-binding transcription factor activity, RNA polymerase II-specific; zinc ion binding; RNA polymerase II cis-regulatory region sequence-specific DNA binding. Gene Ontology annotation, cellular component: nucleus. Gene Ontology annotation, biological process: regulation of DNA-templated transcription. Lineage: Eukaryota; Metazoa; Arthropoda; Insecta; Diptera; Culicidae. Bases 156 to 1619 code for a protein of 487 amino acids. The record is from RefSeq and is a predicted model, not a curated record.